Messenger RNA from Salvelinus fontinalis (brook trout), 2881 nucleotides. RefSeq names its product protein mono-ADP-ribosyltransferase PARP12-like. The record is from RefSeq and is a predicted model, not a curated record. Bases 856 to 2667 code for a protein of 603 amino acids. The transcript has 12 exons. NCBI's taxonomy places the organism in Eukaryota, Metazoa, Chordata, Actinopteri, Salmoniformes, Salmonidae. Gene Ontology annotation, molecular function: NAD+ poly-ADP-ribosyltransferase activity; metal ion binding.
UGCUCUUUUAGACUAUUAUAUGUAGGCUGUCAAGUUUCUUAUCGCAUAGGCUAUACACAGUGGGUCUGCAGAUGUUUCAUAGCAUAUGUAAAUACAAUUUAGUUAUGAGUCCAGUAUGUUGAUAAUUUGGGUGUAACAACAGGCACCGUAAUUUAGCUACAUUUGUAGUGCCUAUUUAAAUUAAGAUGCGUUCGUAAAUUCACUGUUGCUAUCUACUCCGAAUUCAGAGCACUCUCGUCUGAGGGUGCAGAAUAACUGAUGAAUUUAAGAAGGCGCAACACUGGUUGAAUAUGAGCAAAAAUGCGUUGUUAAAUUGUUGCCAGUAGCACAGUUUGUCACCAAAGCUCUAGAUAACAUGAAAACAGACACCAGGUUUGCUAGGGGCCCUAGUAGGGCGAGUAAAAUGGUCAGUGAGGUGUGCUCUCAUUUGUGUCGGAAGUACAGUAGCUAGCAAGUUAGCCAAUUUAAGCAGGUCACCCAGCUUGGGUGUUUGACGAUGAAACGCUGUUUGGGUCUUUGGGUGUCAAAAAAUAGAAGUUACACGUCAAAUUACACUAUUUGGCGCGUUAGAUAAUGUAAUGAAACAGCAAGGAGCAGGUCUCGAACCCUCGACCUAGCCUGAAGUCCAGCGCGGAUAUCGACUCUGCUGCUCGACCAUGCUUUUGCGGAACAGAGUCGAUAUCCGCGCUUAUAAACCCAAGCUCGUUACACUAAGCUUUUAAUUUGACACGUCAAAUAACACAAUUCUAUUUUAGAAUAUUGUGUGUGUGUGCUGAAUUUGUGCGUGCAAUCCAAGCGCUACCACUACGAUCGCACUGUAAAAGCUGUACAAAAAAAGGCAUACACUGGCCACGAAUGAUGUGUUUACAAUACCACUUUGGUAAUAAGGCAGCUGAGUCUUUCUACCGACAGGCAUACAUGGAAUGCCUGAAAUGCAUUGAAUGCCUGAAUUGGGACGAUUUCUCGCCCGUCUGUAUUAUGAACAAGUGCAAAAAGGCCCACAGUCUAGAUUCCCCACACAACGCAGCUAUUAUAAGUGAGGUGGGUCACCAUGACCUGGGGGAGGCAGAGCUGUUCCAACUUCUGCUGCAGAACGACCCCUACCUGAUGCCUGAGAUCUGCUCCCAUUACAACAAGCGCGUUGGUGAGCAUGGCAUCUGCAAGUUUAAAAGCAGCUGCACAAAACUCCACCUCUGCCUGCACUUCCUCCAGGGUGACUGUAGGUUUGGUGCUGGUUGUAAGAGGGCCCACACGUUCGAUGCCCCUGCAAUGAAGAUUCUAAACAGCAGAGGAUUCAGCCAAGAGAACAUCAAGAUCCUCCACAAUAUCUACAACAAUAAAUUCAUCAUCACUCACCAAGAAAAUCCAGCUGCACCCUCUCUUGCUCCAGUCAUGAAGCCAGUUGAGAAACAACAGCCCUCCUCCAGCCCCACCAGUGAGACUGACAGGAAUGAAAUCUGCCUCUUCUCCAUCCGCAGUCGCUGCAGCUUCAAAGACACAUGUAUCCGUGUCCACUACCAUCUGCCUUACAAAUGGCAGAUCUUAGAUGGAGUGGCUUGGAGAGACCUGGACAAUGUAGAGGAGAUUGAGAAGGCCUACUGUAAUCCACAAAAUGAAACAAGUGGAGGAAGUAAGCCUGUGAACUUCCUCACCAUGACAUGUGGAAGCCCUCCAGUUCGUCGUCUGUCCACUAUUUCAUCCGUCACCAAACCCCCUUACUUCAUCCUCACAACAGAGUGGCUGUGGUACUGGAGAGAUGACUGUGGCCAGUGGAUAGAGUAUGGCCAUGAGGUUGGUGAAGGGAAUGUGGCCUCUGUCAUUUCCCAGACCCUGGAGAAAGCUUACCAAACUGACUCUGACAGCGAGAUUACAUUUGAAUCUGGAGAUCAGAAAUACAUUCUUAAUCUCAAAGAGAUGCAUCAGCAGAAUAUUAGAUUUACAACCAAAAGAGCAAUUUGUAGAAGGCCCCGUUUUCUCUCUAAGGAAGAUGUGAAUGCCAAGCUGAAGAGUGAGUCUAAGGAGAGCUCCAGCUCCUCUGUGACUGUCCCUCCACACUGGGACAAAGGAGUCUUGUCUGACGCCACAGACUACAAGCUGGUUCCACUCUCAAGCCAGAUAGAAGAGUACCAAAAGUUGGAGAAGCUAUUCAAACAUACCAUGGCCAGCAGCACCAUCCACAGCAUCAAACGGAUCCAGAACCCCUCACUCUGGAGAGUCUUCCAGUGGCAGAAGGAACAGAUGAUGAAAAAGAAUGGCGGGAAACCGGUUGAUGAGAGACAAUUGUUCCACGGCACAGAUCACUCUAUCAUAGAUGUCAUCUGUGAACAGAACUUUGACUGGAGGACCUGCGGUGUCAAUGGAACACUUUAUGGCCUAGGGAGCUACUUUGCUAGAGAUGCCUCUUACUCUGACGCGUACAUAAGAUCUCAGAGCAAUAGCAAGAAGAUUAUGUUUGUGGCUCUGGUCUUGGUUGGAGAGUUCACCAAUGGGUGUGAAACAUACCGUCGUCCACCUCAGAAAAGCACCAGCAAGGUCCUCUACGACAGCUGUGUCAACUCAGAAAACAACCCAUCCAUUUUUGUUGUGUUUGAGAAACAGCAGAUUUAUCCUGAAUACCUAAUUGAGUACUCCUUAAAUCCACAGGGGUCCAUACCAAUCUUCCACUGACGACAACUGAUAUUUUGUGACUUGCUAACAGUCCUCACAUGCUCUACCUACUGUAUUUCUGUUAUUUAUUGAAAUGGGGCUAGUGAUUUAUUGAAUUGGGGCUAGGUUUUGGUAUUUUUUUGUUAUGAAGUAAAUAAUUAUUAUUAUAAUAUCGCCAAAGUUCAGUGCAAUAGCAUGAUUAAAAUUUAAAGGCAAUGUUCCAACGCUCACAGUC